Heterobasidion irregulare TC 32-1 is the source of this 742-nucleotide messenger RNA. RefSeq lists its product as uncharacterized. Lineage: Eukaryota; Fungi; Basidiomycota; Agaricomycetes; Russulales; Bondarzewiaceae. The record is from RefSeq and is a predicted model, not a curated record. Bases 28 to 540 code for a protein of 170 amino acids. The transcript has a single exon.
UCGAAUAAGGCUGCUAACCGCGCCUCGAUGCCUGCACCAGCGCGCACACCAACCGACCCCUCUCCUUCUAUGCGGGCGUCCGGUAUGAGUAUUGAAUCUUCGGCACGCGCCACUCCCCAUGGUUUCGAACCCACACCCGAAGAGCAAGGCGGAUCAGAGGAAGAAGAUUCGAGCUCACCAACGAAGAAGAACCGAGGCCCCCCACGAAUGAGACACGGUACAAUGGACAGGGCAUUUAAAUUCCCACCUGGACCACCACCUCCGGUCCCUGAAAUCAAGCCUGAACACUUGCAGAAUACCAGGGAUGAGGCAAUGCACCUGUCAGCAGGAGGAAGCCAAGAAACCGAGGCGCCUCUGGAUGUGAAGGGGCCUGCUGACUACGAAGGGUCAGAAGAAGCCGGACUUACAGCUGUUCGUACCGUCGCUCCGUCGAGCGUGGAAGUGCCGUCGCUACCUCCCGUCGAGCGAGAAAAGGGUGCUAGUCAGCAGGAUGAAGGUGACGAAGACCUCGGGGAGACGGAGGAAAUAUCGCUAAAUUGAUCUGGUUCGAUGAUACUGUACGCACUUUUCUGUCUCUUGUUCAUUGUCAGUUCUUUGAGGUUCACACGCACUUUGCGACGCUGCCUUCUUUUUAUCCUGUCCAAUAUAUUUUACCGCGAACGAUCCACGAAGGACUCAGAUGUCUUACAGUUCAUUAUUUUGUGAUGGCUAUUGACAAUUCCAGUCAAGUUGUCGAAAACCC